Messenger RNA from Aspergillus steynii IBT 23096, 1107 nucleotides. Its product is annotated as fungal specific transcription factor domain-containing protein. The record is from RefSeq and is a predicted model, not a curated record. Gene Ontology annotation, cellular component: nucleus. Gene Ontology annotation, molecular function: transcription cis-regulatory region binding; DNA-binding transcription factor activity. Gene Ontology annotation, biological process: positive regulation of transcription by RNA polymerase II. The coding region runs from base 1 to 1107 and encodes 368 amino acids. The transcript has 2 exons. Lineage: Eukaryota; Fungi; Ascomycota; Eurotiomycetes; Eurotiales; Aspergillaceae.
AUGAACUACUAUAUUACGGUCCUGUCCAAAUUGUUGACUGUCAGUCCGGAAUACAAUUCGUUUCUUUCCGCAUUCUUACCCAUGGCAAUGGACUCACCCGCUCUUGCAGAUGCCUUGGUCGCUUGGUCGUCGGGACAUCUUGCCGCGACUGAUGGAUCUUAUCGAGUGACGGCUCUGGAAGCUAGGUCUACUGCGCUGCAGUCCCUAACAGAGAGUAUUGCUUGUGUAUCGGAUAACCUAACGUGUUGUGAAGCUAAUGUGGCAACGUGUUUGGUUUUAUUGACGUCCGAGGUUUGUCUUGGGGAUCAUACUGGAUGGUACGGCCACCUGAAAGGCAUCAAAAACAUGAUCGUGUCUGCUUGGUCAUCAGGAGGCCAGGGUACACAUCGCGGAACUGAUGCUCUCAGGCAAAGCCCGGAGGGGCAGUGGAUUUUACGGAAUUUCGCUUAUCAUGACGUCUUGGGCAGUGUCACUCUAGGGACGAGGCCGCUGAUAGAAGGGGAGUAUCUGCAAGGAAUCACUGGUCUCGUGGACACCUACCUAGGUGUUGCCUCUGAGAUUUUGAUAUUCAUUUCAGAGAUUAGUUGUCUCGAUCCUCUUGACUUGGCGCAUGAUUCUGUUGAAGGGUCGGAAGACAGCCGUUGCGCAUCGCUCGAACGCAGAAUUAAGAGCUGGAAAUGUCAGGCUGGCACAGCACAGACCCUUGUGGCGGUCGCAUACGCAUAUCGGAGUGCCGCUCUCGUCUACCUAUAUCGACGAAUACUGCGCGCGGAGCAAUGCUCCCCUGAGUUGGCGACAAUUAUUCGUUCCAGAAUUCAGAUAGAGGUCGCAACAACCCUGGAGCAUGUAUCUGACGUUCCCCUCAAUGACAAUCCAGAAACCGCUCUGUUAUUUCCCGUCUUCAUGGCCGGAGGAGAUGCGACCGAAAGAAACCACAUCGAAAUGAUUCGCAUGCGGCUGGUUAUCAUGCAGGGAAAACGACCGUUUCAUAACAUUUCUCGGGCGCUGCAGGUUUUGGAAGAGGUCUGGGUACAACGUCGAAAUCACACCGACGUGGACUGGAAGGACGUUGUAGACCGACAGCCUGGAGGGCUCCUCUUGACUUGA